Messenger RNA from Choloepus didactylus (southern two-toed sloth), 938 nucleotides. It is a transcript of the gene BIRC5, whose product is annotated as baculoviral IAP repeat containing 5. The record is from RefSeq and is a predicted model, not a curated record. The coding region runs from base 371 to 799 and encodes 142 amino acids. The transcript has 4 exons. Lineage: Eukaryota; Metazoa; Chordata; Mammalia; Pilosa; Megalonychidae.
ACAAACAAUCCAUCCCUUUUUAAUGGUAAAACGACCACUGAAGAUGGACGCCAUUGAGAGAGCAGCACAAGCACUCAGACCUGGCAACUACUCACAUUCAUCGUAUUUACCCACCGUACAGACCAUACGGACGCAUUAGUUGUUGCCAUAUUGAAACGCUUCCAUUUCAGUAGCCACUUAGCACCAGCAACACGUGCAGACCCACGGGGGCGGGGAGGACUACAACUCCCAGCAGGCCCGGCGCCGCCCAGCCUCGCAUUCCCAGAAAGCUGCGGGCGGCGUCCCCGCCGAAGAGAGCGGGGCGUUCCCGACAUGCCCCGCGGCGCGCCGCUAACCGCCGGGUUUGAAUCGCAGGACGGGCGGCGGCGGCAUGGGCGCCCCGUCGUUGCCCCCUUCCUGGCAGCUCUAUCUCAAGGACCACCGCGUCUCCACCUUCAAGAACUGGCCCUUCUUGGAGGGCUGCGCCUGCACCCCGGAGCGGAUGGCCGAGGCCGGCUUCAUCCACUGCCCCACCGAGAACGAGCCGGACUUGGCCCAGUGUUUUUUCUGCUUCAAGGAGCUGGAAGGCUGGGAGCCCGAUGACGACCCCAUAGAGGAACAUAAAAAGCAUUCAUCUGGUUGUGCUUUCCUUUCUGUCAAGAAGCAAUUUGAAGAAUUAACGCUCGGUGAAUUUUUGAGACUGGACAAAGAAAGAGCCAAGAACAAAAUUGCAAAAGAAACCAACAACAAGCAGAAAGAAUUUGAAGAAACUGCAAAGAAAGUGCGCUAUGCCAUUGAGCAGCUGGCUGCCCUGGAGUGACACCACUUGCCUUGUCCAGCUGGUCCCAGAGCCGGACUCAUGGUUCCCAAGGCAUGUUCCCCAUGGUGCCAGCCUUUCUGGAGGACUCCUUAGCAAUGCCUUAGGAAAGGAGGACUUCAAAAACUUAAAAGUAGAAAAU